AUGCAUUUCUUUCGUUCAGUGGUAGGACUCGUUUCCAUCCUGCUCUCGGAAACACUCGCUGCUCCUUCAGAUCUCAGAUCGAGAGACCUGAACUCGUUCAUUGCUGCGGAGAGAGCAAUCGCGCUUCAAGGUGCUUUGAAUAAUAUUGGUCCCAAUGGCUCAGCUGUACCUGGCGCAGGAGCUGGCUUCGUCGUAGCUUCCCCUUCGAAAGUCAACCCAGACUAUUUCUUCACAUGGACGAGAGAUUCUGCUCUUACCCUGAAGAUGCUCAUCGACGAGUUCAUCUUCGGAAAUACUGCCUUGCUGCCAACUAUCUGGGGCUAUGUCCACGCUCAAGCAAAGUUGCAAACUGUCUCAAACCCAUCCGGAACCUUCCUUCCAGCCGGUUUAGGGCUUGCGGAACCAAAAUAUCAGGUUGAUGGCACGAGAUUCAACGGCGCUUGGGGACGGCCUCAGCGAGAUGGCCCAGCUCUCAGGGCUAUUGCUCUGAUGACUUUCAGUAAUUGGUUGAUUGACAAUGGCCAAAAGAGCACCGCGAAGACCAUUAUCUGGCCUAUUAUCUCCAAUGACUUGAGCUACGUCGGGCAGUACUGGAACCAAACUGGCUUUGAUCUCUGGGAAGAGACUCUGGGGUCCAGCUUUUUCACUGUUCAAAACCAACACCGGUCACUGGUCCAAGGCGCUCAACUUGCGAAAGACCUCGGCGUGACCUGCACCGGCUGUGAUCAGGCCCCAGAGCUUCUCUGCUUCCUUCAAAGUUUCUGGAACGGCGAAUACAUUGUCUCCAACAUCAAUAUUAACAACGGCCGAACUGGUCUUGACGGAAACUCGAUUUUGGGUUCUAUUUCCGUUUUCGAUAUCGAUGCAUACUGCAAUAGCCCAACUAUUCAGCCUUGCAACAGCCAGGCUCUUGCAAACUUCAAGGUCUUGAUGGACACUUUCAGAACGACGUAUACGAUCAACAAUGGUAUUCCAGAGGGCCAAGGAAUUGCUGUUGGCCGAUAUGGUGAAGAUGUGUACCAGGGUGGUAAUCCUUGGUACCUCAUCACCAACGCCGCAGCAGAAUUCCUCUACGAUGCUGUCGCCCAAUGGAAAGCCCGCCACAACCUCAUCGUAGACGAGACCUCCCUCGCCUUCUUCAAAGACCUCUACCCCACCGUCACAGUCCGCCAAUACAAUAGCGGCAACGCCAACUCUCCCUUCGCGCAGAUCAUGAACGCCGUAACCGCCUAUGCGGACUCCUUUGUUGCCGUAGCCGAGAAGUACAUUCCCGCUGAUGGGCAUCUCGCUGAGCAGUUCAACCGCGACACCGGCGUUCUCCUCUCAGCGGUCGAUCUCACCUGGUCCUACGCUGCUUUCGUAACCAUGUCUCAACGUCGUGCUGGCCAAUACCCCGCAUCCUGGGGAACUCGCAACGCCACAGCGCCACCCGCAACAUGUGCAGCAACCUCGACGCAAGGCAUCAACGUGGUAUUCAACGUGAAUGCGUCGACCUACUUUGGGGAGAACAUCUACGUGAUCGGCAACACCGACGAUCUCGGCGCCUGGGAUAUUGCCAACUCGUUACCGCUUGGCGCGGGCGGAUAUACUUCCGAGCGGCCGCUGUGGAGCGCCAGCGCGUAUCUGAAUGCGGGCGAGAGUGUGAGUUAUAAGUAUGUGAGACAGGAGAACUGCGAUCAACCUUAUAUUUAUGAGACGCUGAAUCGGACGCUCACAGUGCCUGCUUGUGGGAGUGCGAGUAUUACGGAGGAGGAUGCGUGGGUUGGGCCGGUGGGGACGAGUGGGAAUUGCUAG
Messenger RNA from Hyaloscypha bicolor E, 1794 nucleotides. RefSeq names its product carbohydrate-binding module family 20 protein. Gene Ontology annotation, cellular component: fungal-type vacuole. Lineage: Eukaryota; Fungi; Ascomycota; Leotiomycetes; Helotiales; Hyaloscyphaceae. Bases 1 to 1794 code for a protein of 597 amino acids. Gene Ontology annotation, biological process: polysaccharide catabolic process. The record is from RefSeq and is a predicted model, not a curated record. Gene Ontology annotation, molecular function: starch binding; glucan 1,4-alpha-glucosidase activity. The transcript is spliced from 5 exons.